AUGGACUGGGCCGGGCUGCCGGCGGAGCUGCUGAUCGAGUUCGCCGUUCGCCUGACCGUCAUCGGCUGGCUCAACUUCCGCGCCGACGACACGACUACCGCCACCUUCUUCUCCUUCCUGGACGGCCGCUGCCGCACGGCGCCUCUGCCGGAGCCGGCGAUCCGGAGCCCCCUGUGGAUCGGCUCGGCCCGCGGCUGGGUCGUGACCGCCGACGAGGAGUGCUCGCUGCACCUCCUCAACCCCAUCACCGGCGCCCAGCUCCCGCUGCCGUGCAUCACCACCAUGGGCGGCUUCUUCCAGGCCCUGCCGCGAACCGCCGGUGGCAAAGCGACCGGGUUUCUGUUCGACGAGAGCUCAUUCCUGGCGGUCCAUUGGCCGGAGAGAGCCUUCUACGAGCAUGCACGGCCAGACGAGAUACCCAUUGAUCGAAUGCCGCAGCGCUUCCUCCGCAAGGCCGUACCCCUACGGGACCCAGCAUCAGGCUGCGGCGGCGACGGCGAGCACCUCGUCGUGAUGAUCCACGGACCCAGGUACAAGCUCGCGUUCGCGCGCCGGAGAGAUGCGAGGUGGGUGACGCUGCCGUCGCCGUACCUGUUCGAGGACGUCAUACUUCACAAGGGGCAGCUGUACGCGAUGACGGCAUGCGGCGCGCUCCUCGUCUGGGAGCCGGACGGCGAGACGUUCAGGUCGCGGGUCGCUGUCCCGGAGCACGAUGAAGGCGAGGAGUACGUCGUCUUCAGGAAGUACCUGGCAGAGUCGCUGGAUGGUGACCUGGUGCUGGUAUGGAGGGAGCACAGGAGCAGCAAUGGCGGGGACGGAGAGUCUGAUGACAGCAGCACGAGCGACGACGACGACGGCGGUGACUAUGCCAAGCCCGAUCCGACCGUAGGAUUCCAAGUAUUCGUCCUCCGCGAGGGCCGUCAGGGAAGACGCGAGUGGAAGGAGCUGCGCGAUCUUGGAGGCGCCGCACUUUUCAUUGGCUACAACUCGGCGGUGUUCUUCCCAGCCGGUGAGGUCCCCGGUUUGCUACCUGACUGUAUCUACUUCACGGAUGACACGGUAGGCAUCAUCUCCUGCCGUAACAAGCAGGAGCCCCGCGACAUGGGGGUUUUCACUUUUCAGCAUGAAGAACAAAGCCGUGCCUGA
Panicum virgatum (switchgrass) is the source of this 1146-nucleotide messenger RNA. RefSeq lists its product as uncharacterized. The transcript is spliced from 3 exons. The record is from RefSeq and is a predicted model, not a curated record. The coding region runs from base 1 to 1146 and encodes 381 amino acids. NCBI's taxonomy places the organism in Eukaryota, Viridiplantae, Streptophyta, Magnoliopsida, Poales, Poaceae.